Messenger RNA from Aquila chrysaetos chrysaetos, 3109 nucleotides. It is a transcript of the gene FGFR1, whose product is annotated as fibroblast growth factor receptor 1. Gene Ontology annotation, molecular function: fibroblast growth factor binding; ATP binding; fibroblast growth factor receptor activity. NCBI's taxonomy places the organism in Eukaryota, Metazoa, Chordata, Aves, Accipitriformes, Accipitridae. The transcript is spliced from 18 exons. The coding region runs from base 376 to 2844 and encodes 822 amino acids. The record is from RefSeq and is a predicted model, not a curated record. Gene Ontology annotation, cellular component: membrane; signaling receptor complex. Gene Ontology annotation, biological process: positive regulation of cell differentiation; protein phosphorylation; positive regulation of kinase activity.
AGUCCGGCGGCGGCGGGCGCACGGCGGGGACGCGGCGGCGCGGGCAGCGGCAACGGCAGCGGCGGCCGUCGGGGCGGUCGCGCCUCCGGGAGCGCCUCCCGCCGCCACCUCGGGGCCGGCCCCGCCAUGGGGCGGCCGCUGUAAGCGCGGCGGCGGCGGGGCUGCGCCUCUCGCCCCGGCCGGGGCUCCCCUCCAUUGUUCCCGGGAGCGGCGGGCACCGCGCCGCCGCCGCCGCCGCCGCCGCCCGCGGGGCUCCGCUCGGAGGGGCUGACGGCCCGGCGGAGACCCCCCCCGCGCCCGCCCGGGGCCAGCCCGGUGUCCCCAUGGAGUGGGAAUUGCGGAGCCCAGUCGCCGAGCAGUAGCCGCAGCAGUGGGAUGUUUACCUGGCGGUGCCUCAUCCUUUGGGCUGUGCUGGUCACAGCCGCGCUCUCAGCUGCCAGACCGGCCCCUACCCUGCCCGACCAAGUUCUGCCCAAAGCAAAAAUCGAAGUGGAGUCCUACUCGGCCCACCCCGGUGACCUCCUCCAGCUGCGCUGCCGGCUGAGGGAUGACGUCCAGAGCAUCAACUGGGUGCGCGACGGCGUCCAGCUGGCCGAGAACAACCGGACGCGCAUUACCGGGGAGGAGGUAGAGGUCAGGGACGCGGUGCCCGAGGACUCGGGGCUCUAUGCCUGCAUGACCAACAGCCCCUCGGGAAGCGAGACCACCUACUUCUCCGUGAACGUCUCAGACGCGCUCCCCUCCGCGGAGGAUGAUGACGACGAAGACGAUUCCUCUUCGGAGGAGAAGGAGGCAGAUAACACCAAGCCGAACCAGGCCAUCGCUCCCUACUGGACCUAUCCCGAGAAGAUGGAGAAGAAGCUCCAUGCCGUCCCUGCCGCCAAAACGGUGAAAUUCAAGUGUCCGUCAAGUGGGACGCCCAACCCCACGCUGCGCUGGCUGAAGAACGGCAAGGAGUUCAAACCCGACCACCGCAUCGGGGGGUACAAGGUCCGCUACGCAACCUGGAGCAUCAUCAUGGAUUCGGUGGUGCCGUCCGAUAAGGGCAACUACACGUGCAUCGUGGAGAACAAAUACGGGAGCAUCAACCACACCUACCAGCUGGAUGUCGUGGAGCGGUCCCCGCACCGGCCCAUCCUGCAGGCAGGGCUGCCUGCUAACAAGACCGUAGCCCUGGGCAGCAACGUGGAGUUCGUCUGCAAAGUCUACAGCGAUCCCCAGCCCCACAUCCAGUGGCUGAAGCACAUCGAGGUGAACGGCAGCAAGAUCGGCCCCGACAACCUGCCCUACGUGCAGAUCCUGAAGCACUCGGGGAUUAAUAGCUCUGAUGCGGAGGUGCUGACCCUGUAUAAUGUGACAGAGGCGGAGAGCGGGGAGUAUGUUUGUAAGGUUUCCAAUUAUAUUGGCGAGGCCAACCAGUCUGCGUGGCUCACUGUCACCAGACCUCUGGCAAAAGCUAUUGAAGACACCCCGGCCAUGAUGACGUCCCCCCUCUACCUGGAGAUCAUCAUUUACUGCACCGGGGCCUUCCUCAUCUCCUGCAUGGUGGUGACCGUCAUCAUCUACAAGAUGAAGAGCACCACCAAGAAGACGGACUUCAACAGCCAGCUGGCCGUGCACAAGCUGGCCAAAAGCAUUCCCCUGCGCAGACAGGUAACAGUGUCGGCCGACUCCAGCUCCUCCAUGAACUCGGGCGUGAUGCUGGUCCGGCCCUCGCGGCUCUCCUCCAGCGGCACCCCCAUGCUGGCCGGCGUCUCUGAGUACGAGCUCCCCGAGGACCCGCGCUGGGAAUUACCCCGGGACAGGCUGAUUCUGGGCAAACCGCUGGGAGAAGGGUGCUUCGGGCAGGUGGUGCUGGCAGAAGCCAUCGGCCUCGACAAGGACAAGCCAAACCGUGUGACCAAGGUGGCGGUGAAGAUGCUCAAGUCCGACGCCACGGAGAAGGACUUGUCCGACCUCAUCUCUGAAAUGGAGAUGAUGAAGAUGAUCGGCAAGCACAAGAACAUCAUCAACCUGCUGGGAGCCUGCACGCAGGACGGACCCCUCUACGUGAUCGUGGAGUACGCCAGCAAGGGCAACCUGCGGGAGUACCUGCAAGCCCGGCGGCCCCCCGGCAUGGAGUACUGCUACAACCCUACCCGCGUCCCCGAGGAGCAGCUCUCCUUCAAGGACUUGGUCUCCUGCGCCUACCAGGUGGCCCGAGGCAUGGAGUACCUGGCCUCCAAGAAGUGCAUCCACAGGGACCUGGCAGCCAGGAACGUCCUGGUGACCGAGGACAACGUGAUGAAGAUUGCCGACUUCGGUCUGGCCCGUGACAUCCACCACAUAGAUUACUACAAGAAGACGACAAACGGUCGUCUGCCGGUGAAGUGGAUGGCCCCAGAGGCUCUGUUCGACCGAAUAUACACUCACCAGAGCGACGUGUGGUCCUUCGGCGUGCUGCUGUGGGAGAUCUUCACGCUGGGCGGCUCGCCCUACCCCGGCGUGCCGGUCGAGGAGCUCUUCAAGCUGCUGAAGGAAGGUCACAGGAUGGACAAGCCUAGCAACUGCACCAACGAGCUGUACAUGAUGAUGCGGGAUUGCUGGCACGCCGUCCCCUCCCAGAGACCCACCUUCAAGCAGCUGGUGGAAGACCUGGAUAGGAUCGUGGCCAUGACCUCCAACCAGGAGUACCUGGACCUCUCCAUGCCGCUGGAUCAGUAUUCUCCCGGCUUCCCGGACACCCGCAGCUCCACCUGCUCCUCGGGAGAGGACUCUGUUUUUUCUCACGACCCUCUUCCAGACGAGCCGUGUCUUCCCAAGUUCCCCCCUCAGCACACCAACGGUGGACUGAAGCGACACUGAGGGUGGCACUGCCAGCAGGGACUGCCAUGCCGUGCCGUGCCGUGCCGUGCCACGCCGUGCCGUGCCCACGGGCUGCCGGCGGACGCUGCCUGCGCAGCCCAGUCGUGCUGAGCUAUUGCAGAAAGGGUUCAGAGACACAACCGUAGCAUCUCACGUAACCAAAACCACCCACCUCUCAUGCCAGCUUCUCCUGCCGCCUUAGUUGUGAGCUCUCUGCAGCCCAAAGGUUUUGUUCUGGUGUUUUUUUUGGUGUUUCCUUUUUUUU